CUACGCCUGAGUUUCGAAGUUCUGACCAUAUUCGUCCGCGGGGCCUUCCGAAGUUUGUUAAUUGGAUGAUUAGAACAAUUAUCUCUCUCGUCAGAAGUAGCAGUCAUCACCCAAAGCUGGCCGGGAAUAAGGUUAUUUGAAAUUUGCAGUUCCCCACAAUCUCCCAGCUCAUCCCAACAACUACAACUCGUUUCGUUUGUGCACAUCAUCAGCACUCCGCGAAGUCGGGAGAGUCUGGCCCGUCCGGACGAAAAAAAGGGGGGACCCAAAUGUGGCGAUAGUUUCGAACUCUACGUUUAGUCGUCGGUCGCAGUUCGAACGGUUCGGUCGUCGUCACUGGCAAGUGUUCUGGAAGCGGAUCAAAGUUGUUUUUUUGUGUGUGUCCUGGUGGAAAAAGACCGGCUAAGCGAAGUGAACCUUAAUUUAAUUAGUCUCGAAUUACCUUCUCCCAAAAAAAAAAGAAAGAAGUAAAACAACGGGGGUGACCACCAAAGGUGAAGUUGCGGCUUUUUUUUUGGCGGUGCGCAAGUUCUAAGUGGAAUUCACCAUGAAGCGGUUGGUUGUUUUGGUUGUGGCAACGGUAGUACAUCUCGCCAGCGGAACCGGCCUGUCGGCGCUUCAUGACUCAUCCAGUGAGAAUCGGGCCUCGUCGGCGGCGCAGUACUGCACCGAUCUGAACCCUCAGACCAGGUUGGACAUCGAGCAAAUCAUGGGUCUCUGGUACGGCAGUGAAGUCAUAACUCAUCUCGGCAACGAGGAUGGCGAAACGAUCUACGAUACUUGCGUGGUGAUUCAUCUGACUGAUACUACCAAUACUUCCCAAAUCACCGACAGCCCGUCCCGCGAUCAGGGCCCACCGGUUCGGUUCGCCACAGAUUACGGCUUUUCCGGCGAUCGAGACGGCAACCGAAGAAACCAAAAUCAGCAGAACCAACAGCAGCAGCAGCAGCAGAACUACAACUACCAGUGGCAACAGCAGCAGCAAAACACGCGCCACCUGCUGCUGAUCUGGGAGGAGAAGGAACACACCCUGGAGUACAAGCUGCGGUUCAACAAGAGUCGGCCUGGCUUUUGGAUGUCGUCGGGCCCGCAGGAGGGCACGAUGAUCAAGCUGCCGUACGUGCACUUUUCCGGUACGGUGCAGGUCCUGAAGGCCGUCAACAACCAGCUGGUGUUGACGUUCUGCCAGAGCCUGCCCGGGAGCCAGCUGUUUACGGUGGUGCUGUCGCGCCAACCGAUGGGACUGUCGCCGGAGGAAAACCACAGCAUUCGAGGUCUGAUCAAGCGCCGCAACCUGUCGACCAACUCGGUGCGCAAGGUUUGCUACAACGGUGCGUCCUCCGUCAGCAGCAACGUGGCGGCGGUCAUCCUGGUGGGAAUCACUACGUUGCUAAUGCGUUGCGCCAUCCUCUUCAAAUAAGUCCCACCUCGACUGUUGUAACAACACAACCGACUUCAACAUCACACAACUUCUCAACUCCAUUCCAUCCAACUGUUUAUUGACUAUUUAUUGACGAUUGAGUCUGUGCGUUCUGUGCGAUUGUGUGUGAUUUAUUUUGAUACUUUAAUUUUUAUAUGCAAAAAUCUGUAGUUGCUGUGUCUCUAUACUGUAGGAAAGUGCAUUCAAGGUCUCGAGUGUAAUUGUUGUAAAGUUCUAGUUAUUCGAGUCAUAAGUUAACGCUUGUAAUGUGCUUGUGGUGUUUUUUGUGAAGAGCAUGACAUUAAUAAAAACUAGUUUAGGCGCGGGCAUGAUCGCUCUUGAUAAGGUUAAUUGAAGUUGUCGUUAAUCGUUGGGACACGUUGCGCUGUUGUUCCAGAGGAAUGCCGAAAUCUGUCAUUAUUCCUGUGGGUGCGCAGUUAUGUAAAAUGAUCUUGUAACAUGUUCUAAAACAACGCACCACCCAAACGAGCUUGAUGAGCUACUUCCCCCUGCCUGGAUGCAAACCUGACCCUCUGAUGGGUUAAGUGAACGAAUUAAUUGGGGGUGUAAAAUUGAUUAAAACCCUGCGCCACGAUGUUCUGUGUACAA
Culex pipiens pallens (northern house mosquito) is the source of this 2029-nucleotide messenger RNA. RefSeq lists its product as uncharacterized. NCBI's taxonomy places the organism in Eukaryota, Metazoa, Arthropoda, Insecta, Diptera, Culicidae. The record is from RefSeq and is a predicted model, not a curated record. The transcript has 6 exons. Bases 548 to 1420 code for a protein of 290 amino acids.